AGCCAGACAAGAGAGAGAGGGAGAGAGGUUGACUCUUUUAUGUUCUGACCUAGCUUCUGUAGUUUUUGGCUUAUUUUUUUAUUUUUUUUUCCUAUUUGACUUGGUCGUGCGGGAAGCGCGCGCGUCUCUGGAGAGAAGCGAUGCGCUUCCUGCCAGCGCAGUCUCGGGACCAGACCAACAUUUAGUCAAGCUGUGUUGGGCUAUGCUGUGCUGGGGCUGGUAGACUAUACAAGUCGAUCUAGAGACGGGAUAGGAGCUAGAACAAGACUUGAAGAGCCGGCGUCUGGUCAGCAUCAUCAAGCUGCUGCUGCUGCUGUUGCUGUUGCUGCUGCUGCUGCUCCUCCUGUUGUGUGUCAGCUCGUUCUCUCUGCUCUCGUCCCCCCGGACGCGACCAUUUGGCCUUUUUCGAUUUAUUUUUCUUUUUCUUAUCUCCUUUUAUUCACACGAGAGAGAGAGAAAGAGAGAAAGAGUUAAUACGUUAGCUGGACUAGGACUAGUAGUGUUUGAAGCUUCUUGAGCCGUCGGUGGAUUGUGUUGUCGCUGGCCCAUUGUCCGCUCUCUCUCUCGCUCACGUCGUCGCCUCGUUAUCAACAAGUGGCCCCUCUCAAGUCUCUUUUCAACGACCACCGCCGCCGUUUAUUUUAUUUUUUUAUUAUUAUUAUUUUGAUUUGGCUCAAGUUUGGUCGAUCAGCGCCCAACGCUGCUGAGUGGCCACCGUCUUUGCCAUUUGAUUAUUGGCCGGGGGAAAAGAAAAGACAACUACCCUCGCCACCCCCUCGAAAAAGAAUUAUCGGCAGACCGAUUCCGGAAUAAGGACAGCAAUGCAUGAAUUGGCGGCCCUGCUCGACCGUUUGGAAAGCGAUUGCUUGGAAGCGUCGUUGACAUCAGACACGGAACUCAAAGGAGAGGAAUGUCCCCGCAUCUGGGAUGGCCUUUUGUGCUGGCCACCAACACCGGCCAACGUCACGAGUCAUCUGGCCUGUCCGGGCUACGUCGACGGCUUUGACGUCCUGGCUUUGGCGACUCGGCACUGCACGGAAGAAGCGACGUGGUACUUUAACCUCCAAGAAAAUAGAACUUGGACCAAUUACUCAUCUUGCGGACUGUCUCGGCACUCGCCAUUCAAUACGACGCUCUUCGAGACUUGGCUGCCAAUCAUCAGGAGGAUAUCGCAGGUCGGUUACGGCGUUUCCCUCGGCACCUUGCUCAUCGCCCUCUGCAUUUUAGCGUCGUUCAAGAAGCUCUACUGUCCUCGCAACACUCUCCACAUGCAUCUGUUCAUCUCUUUCAUCAUGAGGGCCUUCAUGGCCCUCCUCAGAGAUAACCUCUUUGUCGACGGACUGGAUAGCUUGGCCUUGUCAACCGACGAGGCCCUGGUCGAAGCCGCCAGCGACGGCGUCCUUCAUCAGUAUCCCGGCACGAGCGGCUGGGAGUGCAAAUUAGUGACGAGCUUGUGGCAGUAUUUCAUCAUGGCCAAUUACUCUUGGAUAUUGAUGGAAGGCCUCUACUUGCACAAUUUAAUUUUCCUGGCGCUUUUCACCGACUCGAGUGCCAUCACCAUUUACAUCAUCCUCGGAUGGGGAUUACCCUUCAUAUUCGUCUCGUCGUGGGUUGUCAUGCGCAUCAUCUUUGAAAAUCUCCUUUGCUGGACGACGAACGAGAACAAAAUCAUAUUUUGGUUGCUCAUCCGGGGUCCUAUCACAGCUUCUAUUUUGGUCAAUUUGAUUUUCUUUCUGCACAUUGCUUGGGUGCUCCUGUCAAAGUUAAGAUCGUCCGUUUCUGCAGAGACACGCAAGUACAGGUACAGGAAAUGGGCAAAGUCGACGCUGGUGCUGGUGCCUCUCUUCGGAGUUCAUUACACCGUCUAUUGCAUCAUGCACGGAGCCGACGGACUCGGCGAAGCCGUCGAAGUGGCCCUACUCGUCUCUGACCAACUUUUCGCUUCGUUUCAAGGAUUUUUGGUGGCCCUCCUCUACUGCCUGAUGAACGGCGAGGUGCGAGGCGAACUUUCCCGUCGCUGGAAGCGAUUCCGUCAAAAUCACAAUUUGGACUCGCCCUGGUCGCAGUACAGCAUCACCAACAACUCGAGGAUUCUUCAUUUGAAUGGAUGCAGGACAAACACGACGCGCGGGUGGCGGACGUCGUUUCACUCGAUUCAGAUCACGUCGACGGGCGGCGACCGGCGCGACUACAGACUCCGCUCUCUCACCCCGCCCUUUAUAGCGUGUUACAAUAGCAAUCCCAACAACUCUGCCACCAGCUACGACUCUGGCACGCGAUCCACUUCCAUUACCGGCUCUCUCCAUCAAUCAGUCAGCAACAACAGCAGCACGGCGGCCGGCCUGACACGGACGUGCUGUUCAAAGCCAAUCACCAUUGCAAAUCGUCUGGAGAAGAUCGUUAGCGAGAGCGAAGAAUCCGAGCAUUUGGAUAUCCGGACUCAUCAAGACCAUGACGAAGCGAUAUCUUUAGCCGAUUUGACCAUCAAACCUCUCAAGGCUAUAUCUAAAACUUCUUUGUAAUCCGGAAAAAAAGGAUUAUCCAGUUACCUGUGAAAAAAACCCACAACAUUAUCACGAUAUCCAUUCCAAGUGUCGUAAAAAGAAACCAACAUAAAUGUACCUAUAUAUAUAUAUAUAAUUAUAUAUACAUCCAUUCAAGCAGUCACAUAUCCUUCUAUGUGUAUACGAUACUGUUCUUGGUGGAAGAAAAGUCAACCCGAUUUACGACGUCCUUUUUUCUUUCUUGUUUGACAGUUGUAAAUAUUAUGUAAGACCUCCCCAUCGUUCUUGGAAAACUGUGCAUCGUCUAUAUACGGUUAUAUGCUGCUGUGUUUCACUACACACAUACCGGUGAGCUAUAUGUCACGUGUAACCCUUGAUGAAAAUGUGAUUUCUGCUUUUAAACGUUUAUACUCUCGAUGGAAGUCUGCACGGCUCAAUUGGUUAGAGCGUUUUCACGCUCUUUGCGGUCGAAAUUGAACGUGACCCGUCUGUCAGACUGUCACACAUUUUAUAUAAUACCUUUUUUACUCGCCCACUUGAGUCUUGUCGCGAGCCGCUAGGUGGUUCUUACGAGUAUCCUGCGUAGAACCCCUAGCGGCUGUCCCAGUUUCCGUGCAGGAUACUGUACACCAGAAUUUGUAUAGUAGUAAGUAGCCUAAUACCUGUCUGGGGCACGUCAAACUGAUGCCCGCUCAUGACACGACAUCACUGCGGUAUCCAAAUUUAAUCUGGAAAUGGAAGGCGUACAGCCAUAUUUUGCAUUCAAUGCUGUGUGUCUGUGUGAUAGGACCCAAGGAAAAGGCACCUGACGUCUCACGACACGGGACAAAAAUUGAAGUCUGACGUCCAUCAAUCUAUGGUCCGUCUAUCGACGUGAAGGAAAUGAAGUCUUAUCUUGGUGAUGCAGGCCAGCAACUAAUGACACGGCUAGGUUUUUAUUUAUAUUUUUAUUUCAAUCUAUUGUCCUUAAUUAAAGUUGUUUUCGGUGGGAGAGACUAUCAAUCGCCAACCGAACGUUGGUGUAGGUCGGACAGUCUUCUCGGUUGUUUUGUCCGCAUUUACAGAGUCAAAAAGUACAAAAUAUUGCUUUCAAGUUUCAAGAAAAAGUUUUCUAAAAUGAACUGUGGAAGACUAUAUGUGGUAAUGAAAAACAAUUGGUAUGCAUACAUAUUGAAAAAAUCAAAGACGAUUGUCAAUUCUUGCUACAAUUUCGAUAUGAAUUGAUCCAGGUGAUGCCUAAUCGUACCGUUAGUAGAUUACCGCGUGUAGUAAGCCGUAAGCUAAUUUAUGGGAAUACUUUCAUGAUUAAAACAUGACCAAUCAACUUUUUUUUCUUCGAAUAUGAUCAGCUACCGCCUAAUCUUAAAUGUAAUCGCAAACUGGCAUCUUCGCUGGUUCAUUUUAUCUCACAAUUAAAAAUCGUGACCGUCUAUUCUCGCGCAUUUACCCAACUAUGUAUUUCGAAGAAAUGUAAAUACAAAAAUGGGUAAUU
Daphnia pulicaria is the source of this 3996-nucleotide messenger RNA. RefSeq names its product secretin receptor-like. Bases 822 to 2522 code for a protein of 566 amino acids. The transcript is spliced from 13 exons. Gene Ontology annotation, cellular component: plasma membrane. Gene Ontology annotation, molecular function: G protein-coupled peptide receptor activity; peptide hormone binding. NCBI's taxonomy places the organism in Eukaryota, Metazoa, Arthropoda, Branchiopoda, Diplostraca, Daphniidae. The record is from RefSeq and is a predicted model, not a curated record. Gene Ontology annotation, biological process: cell surface receptor signaling pathway; adenylate cyclase-modulating G protein-coupled receptor signaling pathway.